CUUUCUUUAAAUUAUAAAAAAAAUUUAAAAUGUCUUCAAAUUCUCAAACUUUGGAUGAGUUUUUUAUUCCGACCGUGCCGCGUUAUAAACAAUUGGGAGUCGAUGAAUUGAAUGAUACACUUGGUGAUGGUCUCUUUGAAAUUCUUACACUUAAUCGUGAGAAUAUUAAACCAGUGGAGGCUGCAAAGACAUUAUCCAAACCAUCAACUCCAAAACGUUCAUCUUCUUCUGUUUUUGGCUCCAAACCGCCUAUUGCUGCUCAACCUCCUAUGCGUUUUGGUAAUUCUGUUCAACGUCGAAGUGUUUUGCCUGAUUCUAAACCAUCAACUCCAAAACCUAAAUCUGUCUUUGGUUCCAAACCUGUGGUAGUUCAACCUCCUAUGCGUUUUGGUAAUACUGCUCAACGUCGCAGUGUUAUGCCUGAGUCCAAACCACCACCAACAACUCCAAAACCAGUUUCUUCUUCAUCAAUUUUUGACACCAAACCAAAACUAGUUCAGCCUCCUAUGCGUUUUGGUAAUUCUGUUCAACGUCGUAGUCUUAUGCCGGAAUCUCCAAAUCGUCCAAGUUCUUCGGUUUCUCAUGCUGUUCGUGGUAUUGCGGUUAGUCGUCGUUCUGAAUAUGUUGGGAAGAAAUGAGAGGAAUUUUU
Meloidogyne enterolobii is the source of this 649-nucleotide messenger RNA. The record is from the annotation of a GenBank genome assembly. NCBI's taxonomy places the organism in Eukaryota, Metazoa, Nematoda, Chromadorea, Rhabditida, Meloidogynidae.